Messenger RNA from Trichomonas vaginalis G3, 1626 nucleotides. RefSeq names its product ankyrin repeat protein family. Gene Ontology annotation, molecular function: protein binding. The coding region runs from base 1 to 1626 and encodes 541 amino acids. The transcript has a single exon. NCBI's taxonomy places the organism in Eukaryota, Parabasalia, Trichomonadida, Trichomonadidae. The record is from RefSeq and is a predicted model, not a curated record.
AUGAGUGAAGGGCUUAUUCAGAAUUACGAAUAUAUCGGAGCUCACAUUAAAGAGUAUUUUGAAGAUAAUAAGUUAUUUGACACGUUCGAAAAAGAAGACAUUGCUAAAAUCAUGAAAUUUGCAAUUUUAUCAACAGAUGAUUUCAGAACUAUUCUAGAACAGGCACAUUCUACAAACGAUGCAAAGAAGUUAUAUUUCAGUACCCGAUACGCAAAUAUUACAAUUCAAAACUUUGAAGACGCUAUUUCUCUUCUUAAAUCAUUAAAGAAAUAUCUUAAAAUGAAAAUACUUGAUGGAGUUAUUGAUUUCUUUAUUCAAUCAGAAAAGGAAAAGUCUGACUUGACGAAACAGAUACAAAAUCUUCAAGAAAGGUUAAAUACAUUUCAAAAUCAAGAACGAAACAGAGAAAUUCAAACUUUAAUUGCAGAUCUUAAGAAUUCUAAUGAUUUUGAAAGUAUUUACGACUUCCUUAAUGAGCUUUCAUCUCAAGGAAAUAAAACAAUGCUUUCAAAAGCAUGUGAAGAAGGACUCUGGAAGAAAUUAGGAGCUUAUAAUCAAAAUGUACUUCAUGAAGCAAGUAGGACUGGAAAUCUCAGACUUGUCAAAUCUCUCAUUGAAUGUAAUUGUGAUAAAGAUAUACGGGAUGUUACUGGACAUACUCCACUCAUUUUAGCAUCAUAUAAUGGCCAUCUUGAAGUUGUUCAAUAUCUUAUCUCAAUUGGAGCUAAUAGAGAAGCAAAAACUAAAGAUGGGUUUACUCCACUCAUUUGGGCAUCAGCUCAAAAUCGUCUUGAAGUCGUCAAAUAUCUUGUCUCUGCUGGAGCUAAUAAAGAAGCAAUGACUAAUAUUGGAUAUACCCCACUCAUUUGGGCAUCAUAUAAUGGCCAUCUUGGAGUUGUUCAAUAUCUUAUUUCAUUUGGAGCUAAUAAAGAAGCAAAAACUAAAGAUGGGUUUACUCCACUCAUUUGGGCAUCAGUUCAAAAUCGUCUUGAAGUCGUUAAAUAUCUUGUCUCAGUUGGUGCUGAUAAAGAAGCAAAAACUAAUGAUGGAUUUACUCCACUCUUAUAUGCGUCAUUUAAAGGUCUUUAUGAAAUAGUUAAAUAUCUUGAAUCAGCUGGAGCCAAUAUGGAAGCCACGACAAAUGAUGGAAAUACCCCACUUAUUUGGGCAUCAUCAAAAGGCUAUUUUGAUGUAGUUAAAUAUCUUGCCUUUACUGGCGCUAAUAAGGAAGCAAAGAAUAAAGAGGGAUACACUCCACUCCUUAUCGCAUCAGCUGGAGGUAAUUUUGAUACUGUUAAAUAUCUUUUCACAUAUGCAUAUAAUAAAGAAGUAAGGACUAAUAAAGGAUUAACAGCACUCAUGAUUGCAUCAGCAAAUGGCCACCUUGAAAUUGUUAAAUAUAUGGAAUAUCAUAGAGCUAAUAAAGAAGCAAAGGAUAAUGAUGGAUAUACUCCACUCAUUUGGGCAAUAAUUCAAGGUCGUCUUGAAGUCGUUAAACAUCUGGCCGCAGUUGGUGCUAAUAAAUAUGCAAAAACUAAAGAUGGAUAUACCCCACUCAAAAUGGCAUUGCAUCUUAACAAAUAUGAAAUUGUUAGAUAUCUUAAUUUAAUCGGAGUUGAGCAGUAA